AGGUAUGGCAAACUACACCGAGAUGAGAGAGGCACCUGCCGACAGCAACGGAACGAGCAACAGCUGCAUCCCAGACAAUACCACCCAGUUCAACCUUACCUUCCACGAACAGUCCCCGGACUUCUACAUUGUCCUUCCGGUGAUCUAUUCUGUGAUCUGUGCUGUGGGUCUGACGGGCAACACAGCCGUCAUCUACGUGAUCCUCAAGGCUCCGAAGAUGAAGACGGUCACCAACAUGUUCAUCUUGAACUUAGCCAUCGCCGAUGACCUGUUCACCCUCGUCCUGCCCAUAAAUAUCGCCGAGCACCUUCUGCACUACUGGCCCUUCGGAGAAAUCCUUUGCAAGAUCAUCCUGUCGAUAGACCACUACAACAUCUUCUCCAGCAUCUAUUUCCUCACCGUGAUGAGCAUUGACCGGUUCCUAGUAGUCCUGUCGACCGUCCGGUCAAAGCGGAUGCCCCACCGUACCUACCGGGCAGCUCGUAUCGUCAGCUGCGGCAUCUGGAUCCUGGUGACGCUCAUCGUUUCCCCCUUCUUCGUCUUCGCCAAUGUCUAUAAAGACGACUUGGACAUCCAGAGCUGCGGUCUCAAUUUCCCGAAGCCGGAAAGGUUUUGGUUCAAAGCCAGCCGGAUCUACACUCUCAUCCUGGGCUUCGCCAUCCCCGUGUCCACCAUUUGCGUCCUGUACACCAUCAUGCUGUACAAACUGCGACACAUGCAUUUGAACUCGAAUGCCAAGGCCCUCGACAAAGCCAAGAAGAAGGUGACGGUGAUGGUCUUCAUCGUCCUGGCAGUGUGCCUUUUCUGCUGGACCCCGUUCCACCUCGCCACCAUCGUGGCGCUGACCACCGACUUGCCCCAAAGCUCUCUCGUCAUUGGCAUCUCCUACUUCAUCACCAGCCUGAGCUAUGCCAACUCUUGCUUGAACCCGUUCUUGUACGCCUUCCUCGACGACAGUUUUCAGAAAAGUUUCAGGAAGAUGGUGGAAUGCCAAGCUGCUUAACAUGUGACUCAGACCUCCCA
Molecule: messenger RNA, 1023 nt
Organism: Heteronotia binoei (common prickly gecko)
Lineage: Eukaryota; Metazoa; Chordata; Lepidosauria; Squamata; Gekkonidae
Gene: NPBWR2
Product: neuropeptides B and W receptor 2
Exons: 1
Coding region: 5-1003 (332 amino acids)
Biological process (GO): neuropeptide signaling pathway
Cellular component (GO): membrane; neuron projection
Molecular function (GO): neuropeptide binding; neuropeptide receptor activity
Source: RefSeq, a predicted model, not a curated record